This is a messenger RNA of Cetraspora pellucida, 188 nucleotides long. The record is from the annotation of a GenBank genome assembly. NCBI's taxonomy places the organism in Eukaryota, Fungi, Glomeromycota, Glomeromycetes, Diversisporales, Gigasporaceae.
AUAACAAUAAUAAUCAAAAUUCAAAGAAAAAAGAUAGUAAAAAAUAUAAUAAUAAAGAAGAUAAUGCUAAUAUAAUAGAGAAUAACUACAAAGAGAAAGUUAAUGAAAUAUAUAAAGAAAAAAUGAACUAUAAAGCUAAAGAAAAAGUUAAUAAAAUAUAUAAAGGAGAUAUUAAAGAGACAGAUUAG